ACAGUCAUAAUCGCAUCAUUAUCCAUCAUUCGUUCAUUGGUUCGAAUACAAUCAACACUGCUCUCAGUAUGAACUCGUUAAGCAUUCUAUUCUGCUUUCUAGCUGCGUCUGUGCUGACAUCUGAAGCAUUCAAUUUCUUAGGUGGAUACGACGGUGACAAGAGAUGGAACAACGAUGGACCAGGUUCUUUUUGGGAUAGUGGUAUGGACCGCGAACACGGCAGAAAAUCCGACUCGAAAAGUAACCAAAGAAAGAAAGUACUAGAAGAACUGCUGACUAAAUCUAUGUACGCCCAAUUCAAAGCGUACAUGAUGAUGGCAAAUUCCUAUAAAAUGCUGGGAGAAAGUGUGAAGUUGCAGAGAAUUGCUUUGGCCCAAGCCAAUGGAGGAACGUUAGGCGGAAACUUCCGGAAUAGCUUUCUAGGUGAUAGCCUAGAUCGGUUUUAUUCCUAAACGUUACAUGAAGAUAUAGUUCUGUGAUGCAGACUAAUGUGUUUCAAUAGUCGCUCUUAUCUGGUGAUUCGGAUAUAAGAAAGAAGUAAAGAAAAUAAAUAAACAUAGACAUCUAUAAAGUAAAAGUAGAAACGGAAUGAAAUAAAACCGUUAAAUAGA
Octopus bimaculoides (California two-spot octopus) is the source of this 611-nucleotide messenger RNA. RefSeq lists its product as uncharacterized. The record is from RefSeq and is a predicted model, not a curated record. NCBI's taxonomy places the organism in Eukaryota, Metazoa, Mollusca, Cephalopoda, Octopoda, Octopodidae.